Messenger RNA from Tremella mesenterica DSM 1558, 879 nucleotides. RefSeq lists its product as uncharacterized. The record is from RefSeq and is a predicted model, not a curated record. The transcript has 3 exons. Gene Ontology annotation, cellular component: autophagosome; cytoplasm. The annotation marks the transcript as partial. Lineage: Eukaryota; Fungi; Basidiomycota; Tremellomycetes; Tremellales; Tremellaceae. Gene Ontology annotation, biological process: protein autophosphorylation; autophagosome organization; autophagy. Gene Ontology annotation, molecular function: protein serine/threonine kinase activity; ATP binding.
AUGCCUUCAACCACUUUCGCUACUUCCGGAAGAGAUCUCAUCGGACAUAGAAUCGAUAAUGGACGUCUUGAAUUUCUAUCGGUUUUAGGUGUAGGAGCAUAUGGUGUGGUUUAUCUUUCUGUCGAUUUACAUUCUCCUCAACCUGUUUAUCUAGCGGUGAAAUGUUUACUCCGUGCGAAAUUGGAUAGUAGACAAAGACAUUUUCAAGAUAGGGAAAUAGCUUUACAUCAAUUAGUUUCUGAUCAUCCUAAUAUCGUCAAUGUUCACAAUGUCAUAGAGGAGGAUGAGUAUAUUUAUGUGGUUAUGGAUUAUUGUGAGGAAGGUGAUUUAUUUGGAUUGAUAGUGGAUCAACAACGGUAUAUCGGUAAUGACGAUUUAAUCAAAAAAGUUUUCAUUCAAAUAUGUGACGCCGUCGAAUUUUGUCAUUCUAUGGGUAUCUUCCAUCGUGACCUCAAACCUGAAAAUAUAUUAUGUACCAAAGGUGGUGAAAGGAUAUACAUUGCGGACUUUGGUCUCGCUACUGCUGAUCGUGAUUCCGCCGAAUUUGGAUGCGGUUCAACCUUCUAUCUAUCCCCCGAAUGUCAAGGUGGUCUCUUUGAUCGUUUAACAAAAUACAACACUAAACAAAACGAUAUUUGGUCACUCGGUGUAAUCCUCGUAAACUUAACAUGUGGUCGAAAUCCAUGGAAACAAGCAUGUCCAACCGAUGAAACUUUCAGAGCAUACGUUCAUGAUACCGAUUUCUUAAGAACAAUAUUACCUAUUUCAAAAUCUACCAAUACAAUUCUUAAAUCACUUUUCCAUUUGGAUCCACUUAAACGACCAUCAUUAAGAGUUGUUAAAGAAGCUAUAAUGGCUAUUGAUACAUUCACAAUGUCA